AUGGUGUCCACGGAGCACUCAGGAGCACUGAAUAAAAUCAGCCAUGCCAAGAAUUUGACAAAGGAGGAAGCAGAAGGCAAACAUGUCAGUCUGAACCAGUUUCCUUUCAUGGUCUUAUUCAGAAAAAACUUCUGUUGUACCACAGGAGAUGUCCACAUUACCUCCAGCACACCAAAUCCUACAUCAGCAAUGAACAGCACAGCCUCUGCCUCUGCAUCCACCCAGACCACCACUGGGUCCAGCACAGACUCUGCAUUCACCCUGACCACCACUGGGUCCAGCACAGGCUCUGCAUUCACCCCGACCACCACUGGGACCAGCACAGUCUCUGACCCUGCAUCUACUCCAACCACCAAUGGGCCCAGAACAGCCUCUGAAUUCACCCUGACCACCAUUGGGUCCAGCACAGACUCUACAUCCACACUGACCACCACUGGGUCCAGCACAGUCUCUGACUCUGCAUCCACCCUGACUACUAUUGGGCCCAGCACAGCCCCUGCAUCCACCCUGACUACCACUGGGUCCAGCACAGUCUCUAACCCUGCAUCCACCCUGACCACCACUGGGUCCAGCACAGUCUCUAACCCUGCAUCCACCCUGACCACCACUGGGUCCAGCACAGUCUCUGACCCUACAUCCACCCUGACUAUCAUUGGGACCAGCACAGACUCUGCAUUCACCCUGACCACCAUUGGGCCCAGCACAGCCCCUGCAUCCACCCCGACCACCACUGGGACCAGCACAGACUCUACAUCUACCCUGACCACCACUGGGACCAGCACAGACUCUACAUCUACCCCGACCACCACUGGGUCCAGCACAGACUCUACAUCUACCCCGACCACCACUGGGACCAGCACAGACUCUACAUCUACCCCGACCACCACUGGGACCAGCACGGACUCUACAUCUACCCCGACCACCACUGGGACCAGCACAGAUUCUACAUCUACCCCGACCACCACUGGGACCAGCACAGACUCUACAUCUACCCCGACCACCACUGGGUCCAGCACAGACUCUACAUCUACCCCGACCACCACUGGGUCCAGCACAGACUCUACAUCUACCCCGACCACCACUGGGACCAGCACAGACUCUACAUCUACCCCGACCACCACUGGGACCAGCACAGACUCUACAUCUACCCCGACCACCACUGGGACCAGCACAGACUCUACAUCUACCCCGACCACCACUGGGACCAGCACAGGCUCUACAUCUACCCCGACCACCACUGGGACCAGCACAGAUUCUACAUCUACCCCGACCACCACUGGGACCAGCACAGACUCUACAUCUACCCCGACCACCACUGGGACCAGCACAGACUCUACAUCUACCCCGACCACCACUGGGACCAGCACAGACUCUACAUCUACCCCGACCACCACUGGGUCCAGCACAGACUCUACAUCUACCCCGACCACCACUGGGACCAGCACAGACUCUACAUCUACCCCGACCACCACUGGGACCAGCACAGAUUCUACAUCUACCCCGACCACCACUGGGCCCAGCACAGCCUCUGCAUCCACCCCGACCACCACUGGGUCCAGCACAGCCCCUGCAUCCACCCUGUCCACCACUGGGUCCAGCACAGCCCCUGCAUCCACCCUGACCACCACUGGGCCCAGCACAGACUCUACAUCCACCCCGACCACCACUGGGCCCAGCACAGCCUCUGCAUCCACCCUGUCCACCACUGGGCCCAGCACAGCCUCUGCAUCCACCCUGUCCACCACUGGGUCCAGCACAGACUCUACAUCUACCCCGACCACCACUGGGCCCAGCACAGCCUCUGCAUCCACCCUGACCACCAUCAUUGGGUCCAGCACAGCCCCUGCAUCCACCCUGACCACCACUGGGCCCAGCACAGCCCCUGCAUCCAUCCUGACCACCACUGGGUCCAGCACAGCCUCUGCAUCCACCCCGACCACCACUGGGCCCAGCACAGCCUCUGCAUCCACCCCGACCACCACUGGGUCCAGCAUAGCCCCUGCAUCCACCCUGUCCACCACUGGGUCCAGCACAGCCCCUGCAUCCACCCUGACCACCACUGGGCCCAGCACAGACUCUGCCUCUGCAUCCACCCCAACCACCACUGGGUCCAGCACAGCCCCUGUAUCCACCCCGACCACCACUGGGUCCAGCACAGCCCCUGCAUCCACCCCGACCACCACUGGGUCCAGCACAGACUCUACAUCCACCCCGACCACCACUGGGCCCAGCACAGCCCCUGCAUCUACCCCGACCACCACUGGGUCCAGCACAGCCCCUGCAUCCACCCUGACCACCACUGGGCCCAGCACAGACUCUACAUCCACCCCGACCACCACUGGGCCCAGCACAGCCUCUGCAUCCACCCUGUCCACCACUGGGCCCAGCACAGCCUCUGCAUCCACCCCGACCACCACUGGGCCCAGCACAGCCUCUGCAUCCACCCUGACCACCAUCAUUGGGUCCAGCACAGCCCCUGCAUCCACCCUGACCACCACUGGGUCCAGCACAGCCCCUGCAUCCACCCUGACCACCACUGGGUCCAGCACAGCCCCUGCAUCCACCCCGACCACCACUGGGCCCAGCACAGCCCCUGCAUCCACCCCGACCACCACUGGGCCCAGCACAGCCUCUGCAUCCACCCCGACCACCACUGGGCCCAGCACAGCCCCUGCAUCCACCCCGACCACCACUGGGUCCAGCACAGCCUCUGCAUCCACCCCGACCACCACUGGGCCCAGCACAGCCUCUGCCUCUGCAUCCACCCCGACCACCACUGGGCCCAGCACAGCUUCUGCAUCCACCCCGACCACCACUGGGCCCAGCACAGCCUCUGCAUCCACCCUGACCACCAGUGGGUCCAGCACAGCCCCUGCAUCCACCCCAGCCCCGACUGGGACCAGCACAGCCUCCAGCUCUGGCUCGAGCAGCACCUACAGCACCUCUAACCCCACAGUUUCCACUGGAGCACACACCACCUCCAACCACACUGAGGAGGUGGAGUCCAGUGGGUCCCUGAAGCCCUGGGAAAUCGUCCUCAUCACCCUGGCCUCUGUUGUCAUGGCCAUGGGACUCUCUGCUGGGCUCUUUAUCUUCGUGAGAAGAUACCUGUCUCGGAGAAAUGCUGCUGAUGGAGCAGUCUACAACCCCCACAAUUCCCACUCUGGUCCUGGAGGAUCCGAUAUGACUCCAGGGAGCCCUACCUGCUCCUGGAGGAGACUAGGAACCUCUGAGGUCAUAGAGAUGAAUGGGUUAUAA
This is a messenger RNA of Apodemus sylvaticus (European woodmouse), 3258 nucleotides long. RefSeq names its product mucin 22 (gene Muc22). Bases 1 to 3258 code for a protein of 1085 amino acids. The record is from RefSeq and is a predicted model, not a curated record. NCBI's taxonomy places the organism in Eukaryota, Metazoa, Chordata, Mammalia, Rodentia, Muridae. The transcript has 2 exons.